Molecule: messenger RNA, 1285 nt
Organism: Drosophila teissieri
Lineage: Eukaryota; Metazoa; Arthropoda; Insecta; Diptera; Drosophilidae
Gene: Naxe
Product: NAD(P)H-hydrate epimerase
Exons: 2
Coding region: 114-941 (275 amino acids)
Cellular component (GO): mitochondrion
Molecular function (GO): NAD(P)HX epimerase activity
Source: RefSeq, a predicted model, not a curated record
CGUCUGGCAACUCUGCGAUCAGCUGUUCGAAAACUGGCAAAUUUGUUUCCAAACAAUUACACAUUUCAAUUUAAUUUCCCCAAGGAAAUAUAGUUAGAUCAAACCCAAACUCUAUGAGCCUUAUUUGCCGAGGACUUGGCUCGUCCCUGAGGCCCAUUCUCCGCGCUCUCCGCCCCCUGCUCGCCAACGAAAACAUCCAAGCACAAAGGUCACCGCUGACAAGCAAGCGUUUUUACGCCGGCAAGAGGAUGGAUUUGAAGUAUCUCAAUCAAAGGGAGGCCAUCGACGUGGACCAGGAGCUCUUCACAGAGUACAAGUUCAGUGUGGAUCAGCUAAUGGAGCUGGCCGGCUUGAGCUGUGCCCACGCGGUGGCCAAAUGCUUUCCAGCCGAGAAGCAUCCGCGGAUUCUCGUUUGCUGCGGACCGGGAAAUAAUGGUGGCGACGGCUUGGUGGCCGCCAGGCACCUCUCCUUGAUGGGCUACACACCCACCAUUUACUAUCCCAAGCCGACGGCCAAGCCGUUGUUCGAGAACCUCAGUCACCAGUGCCAAAUGAUGGACAUCGGCGGCGUGAAGGAGUGUCCUUCGGUGGCGACUGCCGCCUGUGACUAUGACCUCAUCCUGGACGCGCUCUUUGGAUUCAGCUUUAAGCCGCCGGUGCGAGCGGACUUUGUCGCCGUCGUGGAACUGAUGCAGCAGACCAAGCUGCCAAUUGCCAGCGUGGACAUUCCAAGCGGCUGGGAUGUGGAGAAGGGCAAACUGACUGAAUGCGAUGUGGAACCGGCUCUGCUCAUUUCCCUGACUGCGCCCAAACUCUGUGCUCGCCAGUUCCGCGGAGAACAUCACUACUUGGGCGGCAGAUUCGUGCCGCCCGCUCUGCAGCGCAAAUACGGACUGAAUCUGCCCACUUAUCCGGGCAACGAACUGUGCGUCAAGCUGUGAUCGAUGGAUUUAUCCAAAUAAACGAUGGAUUCCUGAGCUGCGCUCUCUGGUUUUCGUACAUCUCUAAUGGGUUUCAUAGUUGAAACAGUAACUAUGUUUUAAAUUUCAGGAGCAGCAAACACAAUAUUCAAUCCAAAACUGAUUUAUUUUCGGUAAAACUUUGUUAAUUUAUCUUUAAGCUAAUACAAAAAAAUAGUGGUCUUAAAAUGAAUUAGAAAAUUAUUUAUUUCAUUACAAAAUAAUGCUUGUAACUAUUUGAAAAGCUUCUCUGGUUAGGUUUUACAAAGUUUCAAGUUCUCCCUUGUGUUUUAUUUUAUAUAUUACAUAUUAUAUAAAGACUAUUA